Messenger RNA from Papilio polytes (common Mormon), 1028 nucleotides. Its product is annotated as RNA-binding protein squid-like. The record is from RefSeq and is a predicted model, not a curated record. Gene Ontology annotation, molecular function: RNA binding. Lineage: Eukaryota; Metazoa; Arthropoda; Insecta; Lepidoptera; Papilionidae. Gene Ontology annotation, biological process: regulation of gene expression. Gene Ontology annotation, cellular component: nucleoplasm.
AUUACUAUGUUAAUUAAUGGCGGUAGCGCUUGCGUGAUGCCGGCUGUAUGUUAUUAUUACUUCUGAAUUGGCGUCUUUUAUUGAAAGUUAUUGCUUUGGUUGUUUUCAGCAUCUAGUAAUUUUGCUGUAAAACGUAAAUAUGGUUGCACAGAAGAGAGGUCGUGGCGCCAAAGCUCAAGCGGCAAGAGCUAAGGCGGCACACCAAGCGGAAGAGGUCGCUCAGCCCGAGUUAGAAGCGAUGGAAGGGACUGAAGAGAAUAACGGGCAAACAGAAUCUGCAGAACACGGUGAAGAGGGCCCCAUGACUGAAGAAACACAAGAAAAUGAUCAGAGCCAGGAGAACGCGGAGGACGAGAGCAAGAACGAAGAACCGAAGGAAGAAAAGGUGGAAUCUGGUAAACUGCUGGUCGAGAACCUGCCAUCAAGCUUUCUUUUUGACUAUCAAGAAAAACUUAAAGAGUUCUUCUCAAAACAUGGAGAAGUUAUCAGUGUAAAACGUGGUCCAAUCAUUGUUACUGAACUGACCACAACUCCGACAUUAUCGGCUAUAGUCGAAUUCAAAAACAAAGAAUCUAUGGAAAAGCGCGCGGGCGCGGGUUCGGAGGCCGCGGCGGUGCGUUCCCGCGCGGAGGCUUCGCCCCCGUCAACUCGUACAUGCCGCCGCAGCCCUUCAUGGGCCGCCCGAGCUACCCGUAGACUUUACACGCAGAAAUAACAAAGGGCGGCUUCAUGAACGACGGACAGCGGCCGAAUAAACGGCUGCGACAGAUGUAACGCGGCCGUGCCCUGUCCGUGUCGUGCGCGUGACGUGUUCGUGUCGUGCCCGCGUCGUGCGCGUGACGUGUCCGCGUCGUGCGCGUGACGUACGCCUUGUGUCGUGUGUGUGUGUGAGCGUCCUACAGACAACAGUGACAUGUCGCAGUAUCAGAUAAAUCUAGCUAAUUGUAUUUACUAUUAAGUACACCAGAUAAUGUAAUUGUAUAACUUACAGUCUUUUGACAUGUAAUAAAUAUGUUCUAACAUUCUAA